AAAUUUAAAUAAAGUAUUGAAAAAAUAAAUUCUCAAAUGUAAUCCUUAUUUAUACUACCAAUUACUUAUUUCAUAAAUCGUCUAUUAUACCCUUACAGCAUGUCUUAUAUAAAACUGUCUUACGAUAAGACGACUUUAAUAGAAUUUAAUGGGUCAAAGCUAAAAAUAAACCCAUUCUUACCUCAAUCUAACCGACAUACCCUUACUCCCUCAUACAAAACCCACGGCUCCCAGUCCCUCUCUUUCCCUAACUCCCUCUUCUAUCUCCCUUCUUCCUCCAUUCUUUCCCCUCACAAGAAAAAUCUCCUACCAUCAUCACCAAGCCCAGCCAUGAGUUCCACCACCAACAGCAACCAUUUCUCCUCCUCCCUUUAUUGUUGGAGACGAUAUCAUCGAAGAACCCUUCUAGUUGAUAGCUGGAUUCGUUACCUUGAAGCGACAUCGUCGUUUGAUCACAGAUCGGAACCGGUCGGGAACGAUGGGUUAGCAGUGUUGAAUAGCAUUCUAAGGAUAUAUAUUGAGCUGAGCACAUAGGAAUUUGUAGAUUUGUAUUAGGAUUUUGGAUAAAUGUAUAUUUGUUUUGGCUGUGCUGGUUAUAUCGGACUUGUAGAGAAUUGUAUGAUUAUCUUGUGUAUUAGUUAGAUGUUGGUUUUGGGAUUUAGCUGAGUUAGUCACGUUGAAGAGCUUGUGACCCCUUUGCUUGAGUUUUGGAAGUGUGAUUUCAGUUUCUUGGAAAACGAACCUAGUGAUGACCCUGUUUACCCAAUCAACGGUAAGUCGGGUUGUUACAAUAUUAAACCCCUACUUGAAGUAUCCUAAAUGCAUACUUUAGGUACACAAAAUGCCUACUUAACAUAUUGUGAACCCCUACUUGACGUAUCCUAAUUCCUAAAUGCCUACUUGAGGUAUCCUAAAAUCCUAUCGAGUAAGCGUGCAAUUAGACAGAUAAGUCACUAUUUUUUUUCAAUUAAUUUUUAAUGCGCUAGACCUCUUGAGAGACGUUUCUCAUGAGACAUACUGUUACUAUUUUAGAAAAAAGUUUAAAAAUCAAAGGUUAGCCAAUUAAAUUAUGACAAAUGACAACUUAAUUUUAUUAUUUUUUUUUAAAUAAUUUACUAGUCCUUAAAAAGAAAAUGUAAAGCAGAAAUGAAAUCUUUAGAAGGUGACUACAAAGUCGGACCUGCAAAACUUGAUUAUGUAAAGGUCAUUACCAUCUAAUAUCACUGUCUCUUAUUAUAACUACUUCUGUAUACAAACGAUCGAAUUUAUUAUAAGAAUGAAAAUAUUAAAUACUUGAUGAAUUAAAGGUGUAUAUAUCAAUCCAAUCUUCUGAAAACGGUCACUACAACUAGGGAUGGGCAAGGUUUAGGCGUGUAGCGGAGUGGGCUUGCCCCUAAAACCUACCUGCGGGCCUAAAACAACCGGGCGAACGAGUUUACCCACGAGUAUUAGUUUUGUGUCGCUACCCGCCGUUUAACUUAGCGGGCGGGUAGUACCCGUCUAAAUAUUAAAAACUUUCUAAAAUUAUUGUCCAAGUCUGCUCGUUUUUCGAGUCGGGUGGGUCGAGCGUGGCAAG
Molecule: messenger RNA, 1576 nt
Organism: Amaranthus tricolor (Joseph's coat)
Lineage: Eukaryota; Viridiplantae; Streptophyta; Magnoliopsida; Caryophyllales; Amaranthaceae
Exons: 3
Coding region: 100-534 (144 amino acids)
Source: RefSeq, a predicted model, not a curated record